ACAAAAACAAAAACCAAAAGCACAAAACGAACAACAGCAACUGUAAAAUGCCGAAGCCAAAGCCGAGACAAAACCGACUACGCCGAUGUCGAACACCGACGCAACGCCGACGCAGACGCCUCGGUUGCCAACUCGAUAAAAGUGUGUGAUAGAUGACGUUACCGUUACCGGUCGCGUUGCGUCGCGUCGCAAUUGUUCGUCGCGGUUACUGUCGCUGCUGCUGCUGCUGCGGCUGCUGCUGCUACUGCCUGACAGCUGCUCACAUUUGGAUAAUAAAAGUGGCAACGAGCACUCGAGCACCAAGUUAAUUUGCAAACGCUGCUCAUACGUUGCGGAGCAAAAAGCAAACCCCAAAAAAAAAAACAACACGUGUUCCCCCCUUCAGUUUACCCUUUGAGUUCACCACACUCGCACUCACACUCCGAUUCACAGUGUGGCCAAAGCGCGUGCGUGUGCUCAGCAGUCCAGUGUGUGUCGGCCUUAUUCGCAUUCACAGCCAGCUAUAGCGCUAUCGACAUCCACAUCGGCAUUUAAAACAAACACGAGCAGAGCAGUCUUCAUCUCGUUGCGCUCCUAUACUCCAACCAAAAUCGUCUCGAUGAUUGGGUCCACUGUCCCAAAACUAACGGCGAAAAGUGCUUCCCAUAAUUUUCCAUUAUAACGAAUGCCCAACCAACAAUAACAACAACAACAAGAAAAACAACAAGUAGCACCAAAGUAAGCCCAGCGGAGGAAUCCAGAAUUAUAGUAUAAUAAUGCCAAAAAGAAUGAUAAUGGAUAACUCCGAAGCAGUGGGUGGCGAAAGUGCCUGGUCCAAACUGCUCAUCAGUGAGGACAAAAGCAAGAAGGCUGUGAUUGCUAAAGCGAACAUCAUCACGAAGGACUCCAAGGAGUCAGAACCACUAAAUGUGGAACAACUCAGGGGUGAAGCGCCAACCAAAACUGUUACAACGAUUGCGGUCAGCUCGAGCGCAGAUCCAAUUACAGAGACGAGCACCAACAUGGAGCAAUCGUACAAUCGGAGCGCCACCUACGGAUCGGGCAUGAAUAGUGCCGGCGGCGAAUCGAGCAACAGUGGCACCCUCCUCUCCCGCAAAGAAUCAUUCCUGGGCUCGUGCCAUAGGCAACUCAGGAGAUCCAUCAAAGCGGUCAGCGAGUCGCCGGGACCAUUAACUAGGUAUCGGCAGACGCGGUUCAGCUCGCGUCGUGUGCGGAAACGUGUCGUCUUCAAGCAUGGCGAGUGCAACGUGGUGCAAGGCAACGUGGCAAAGAGGCGUCGUCGCUAUCUGCAGGUGCUAUUUCAGGACAUCUUCACCACACUUGUGGACGCACAGUGGCGCUGGACGCUGCUAGUGUUCGCCGCCAGCUUCGUCAUCUCGUGGGCGUUCUUUGGGUUUAUUUGGUGGACGAUUGCGUAUGCGCACAACGAUCUGGAGUACUUCAAUCUGCAGGAUACACAGCCCGAACUGAUUGUGAAUAUGACCCACACGGUCUGUGUGACGGAGGUGAAGGGCAUUAUGUCCGCGUUCCUCUACUCGGUGGAGACGCAGACAACGAUUGGCUAUGGCAAUCGUUAUGUGACUGACGAAUGCCCCGAGGCGAUAUUCACCAUGUGCAUACAGUGCAUCACGGGUGUCUUCAUCCAGGCCUUCAUGGUGGGCAUUGUGUUUGCCAAGCUCUCUCGGCCAAAGAAGCGCGCCCAAACGCUGCUCUUCUCGAGAAAUGCGGUGAUCUGCCAUCGGGAUGGAACCCCUUGUCUGAUGUUCCGUGUGGGAGAUAUGCGCAAGUCGCACAUCAUUGAGGCGCAUGUGCGGGCCCAGGUCAUCAGGAAGAAGGUGACCAAGGAGGGUGAGGUGCUGCCCUUCUAUCAGCAGGAGCUGCACGUGGGCGCCGAUGGUGGCGAGGAUCGUCUCAUGUUCAUCUGGCCAACCACAAUAGUGCACAAAAUCGAUAGGAAUAGUCCGCUCUUCAUGCUCUCCGCCUCCGACAUGCUCAAGGAGCGCUUCGAAGUCGUUGUCAUGCUGGAGGGUGUCAUCGAGUCCACUGGGAUGACGACGCAGGCGAGAAGCAGCUAUUUGCCAUCGGAGAUACUGUGGGGCCAUCGGUUCGUCAACGUGGUGUCCUUUCGCAAGGAGACGGGCGAGUACGAGGUGGACUACACCCUGUUCAACAAUACGUACGACGUCGAUACGCCGCUCUGCAGCGCCAAACAGCUCGACGAGCUCAAGUCCGAGUGCACGAGGAGUGCCAAAAGCGGCAUAGUUCCGUUUGCGGAUCGUACGCUUUCGGCGGCCAGCAUGUUGCAGCGCAUAACAUCGGCGGCUUCUGUGGACCACUUGGAUCCGGCGAGCGAUGAGUCGCUGGACUCGGGCCGUCUGCAAAUACGCUCGCAUUCCAUACCGAACGGUGUGCUGGCCCCUGAGCUGGAGCCGCUGAACAAUAACAAUAACCACAAUCACAAUAACAAUAAUCAUAGCAGCGGACACAGCAGCCACAAUCAUGGCAAGCCAGGUGCACUGUUCACGAUGGGCGGUCAUAAUAUCGCUAUAACGACAACGGCGCCCAGCAUACCCAACCUAACAAGUAUUAAUGAGAGAACCAACUCCGGUAAUUCCAUAAAUAGCAGCAACUACAGCAACAGCACCCUCAACGUUGGCUCUGGCAGCGGGAGCAGCAAUACCGUUACCAGUACCGGUGGCAAUGGCAGCUCUCGCCCAAAAUCGAAUCCUCGAAGAUUGAGCAUUAAACAGGAUCAGCUGCCCAUCGAUUCCAUGUGCUGAAAAUUAUUAUAUUGUGCCAGGCCAAAUGAGUUUAUUUUUUCUUGUCGGCCCCCCGAUCUGAUGUGUUGUAUUCGUAGUGUAGGCUCGUAGAAUUCUAAUUAGGAUAAGUGAAUAUAGUUUAAACAACAAAGCAGAGGGCGCCUCAAAAACGCAGCUCUGUGACUAGCUGUGAAACUGAACCCUAGACCCCUUUAUCUUGUCACCCCAAAAUACCAAUAUCGAUUGAUUCCUAAUCCCUUGGAUCGUUUCUAGUUUGUAAAAUUUAAUUUGAUGAUUCGUUAGUGUUAGUUUUAAUGAAUUUAUUAUACAUAUGAACAUUAAAAAAUUGAUAUUAAAACCAAGAACGAUAUGCAAUUGCACAAAAUAUUGAAACCAAAAUGCUGCAAAUUCCUCGUUAACUCUUAGACAAUUGUAAAGCUCAUAAAUGAUAUUUAGUGCAAACAUGAUGUUACAUGAAUUUUUAACUACCUUAAACGAUGAUUGUUCAACAUCUGAUAUACUCAAUGAUUAAUUGUGUAGAGUAAAAAUGAAUAGGUAUUCAAAAAAUUUUUAAAUAUGCCACAAACACUGGCUGAAAACACAAAUGAGCUUCAAUUGUUACAAAUAUAAUGUGUGGACAAUAAAUGGAAUGAGCAAGUGAAUGUUUGAUUGAUGUAUUUUAUUUACAUAUAAGUGUCAUAAAGAUUGUAAACAUUAAAGACCGAGAAUAUAUAUUUAAACAUA
This is a messenger RNA of Drosophila grimshawi, 3503 nucleotides long. RefSeq names its product G protein-activated inward rectifier potassium channel 3 (gene Irk1). Gene Ontology annotation, molecular function: inward rectifier potassium channel activity. The transcript is spliced from 6 exons. Gene Ontology annotation, biological process: potassium ion import across plasma membrane; regulation of monoatomic ion transmembrane transport. NCBI's taxonomy places the organism in Eukaryota, Metazoa, Arthropoda, Insecta, Diptera, Drosophilidae. The record is from RefSeq and is a predicted model, not a curated record. Bases 756 to 2780 code for a protein of 674 amino acids. Gene Ontology annotation, cellular component: plasma membrane.